AAAGGGUGGGUCCAUGGACAAAAGAUCGUGCGUGAGGCUGCAAAGAGCUUGCUCGCUAGAUAUGAGUCAGGGCAAGAUGGGAAGCGCGGCCGAUUCCGGGGAUCCGCCAGAAGGGGGCACGUGGCAUGAAUGGGGGGGAAAUGGGAUCCAGGCCCAUUUGGGAUCAUGGCUAAUUUGGCUGGAGCUGUCACCGGUCGGCAAACCAGUCAGAUGAACGAGUCAGAUCGGCUUCGCGAGCUUCUAGAGAACCUUCGAUUUCUCCAGGUUAGGUUCGACAAACUAGACGGGAGGCAAUGCCGGAGUGCUGCCAGAAAGCUCCGAAGAACCGGCAGCGGCCAUGCCUCAGACACAAAAACUCUUAACCCAGUUGGGAAAGGCCUCCGUCUGGCCACCAGCCCUAACCAAGAACGCCGAGGGAAAGAAGGCGGAAAAGUGGAAAACCUUGAGAAUGGGGAAUCUGGAAUCCGCCACCGCGACGCUGCAUAAGGUUUAGUGGCUACGACUCCCCCUGCCGGCCGCCGGAUUGCAACAGGAAGAAAGAGGGGGCGCAAGUAGUAUUUCCGGGGCUGAG
Messenger RNA from Aspergillus piperis CBS 112811, 571 nucleotides. RefSeq lists its product as uncharacterized. The record is from RefSeq and is a predicted model, not a curated record. The transcript has a single exon. Bases 130 to 486 code for a protein of 118 amino acids. Lineage: Eukaryota; Fungi; Ascomycota; Eurotiomycetes; Eurotiales; Aspergillaceae.